AUGAAGUCUGAAACUUAAAAAGGCCAAGAAAUAUUAGAUUUUUAAAUUUCAAAAAGAAUACUUCAGAAUAAGUUGACAUCUGCAAAAUUUGACAUUAGUAGAGCCACAUUGCUAUAAACUUUGAACUCUUUUUCAACUAAAUUGAAUUUAAAAAAUAAAUAAUUCACAUCAAUUCCUUUUAUGACUGCUAGAAGUUCUAUUGGUCGUAAAGAUUUAAGCUAAAUUGAUUAAUAGAAGGGUUCCUUUUAUUUAGAAAAAUCUCCUUUUUUAAGUUUAGAAGGAACUCCAUCAAACUAAUAAAAGAAAAAAAAAUCUGAAUUAUAAAUUUAAAUUGAAAAAGAUGGAAAAUUUAAGUUAGUAAUUGAGCCUAAUAAUUACGUUUAAGUUCCUUAGAAUUCACAUAGAUAUAAUACAAGUUUAUCUCAAACAUAAAAGAGCCAUUUUAUGCCUAAGAGAAAAUUUAGUCAUGAAGAAAGACAAAAUAAAAAAAAUAAUGAUUCUCAAAAACAUUCUCUAUAAUAACUAAAUAAAACUUAAACUUCUAAUCAUUUUACUAUAAAUGCCUCUCCAAGCAAUACUUCUUAUAACAAUAAUAAUGGAGCUAUAUAAAUAAUAUAAGAUUUUCAUUCUUAAAAUAGCAGAAUCAAUUCAGAAAAUAAUUUCAAAAAUCCUUAUUUACUAAAUACAGAAGAAUUUUAGCCUGAUUUUUAAAAAAAUCUUACAGAGAGAUUGACUGAUAAAGAAAAGAAUAUGUUUGAAAAAUCUCAAAGACUUUAAGAUACUUCACAAAAACUGAAUAAAGUAACCUAAAAUGAUACUCAAUAAAUUGAAGAAAAAUUACAUUCUUACCUAUCUUAUUUAGGUUAAAACUUUAAAAAUGAAAGCUCAUCAAAAAGAGUAUUUAAAAACCAUCACAAAUAAUACAAAGAGCAAACUCUUAAAACUUUCUAUAGCGAUUUACAAAAUGAAUUAUCUGAGAGCAAACAAAAAAAAGUAAUAGUUCCUAAGCUUUAAAAAUUUGCUAAGAAGGUUUAAAACUUGAACUCAAUUAUGAAUUUUAUGGAUAAAAAAUAUUAAAAAGAAAAAGAAUUACAAAUCAAAAAGAAAAAACUUUUAGAAGAUGCCAAAAACAUAAACACCGAUUUUUUUAAUUUUGACUCAAUAAUAUAAAACUUUUGCUAUAAUCUAUAAUAGUUUAUUUAAUUAAACAGAAACAAAGCUAUCAGUACUAAAAAAAUAUAAAAAUUAUAUGGAUUUAACUAAAUUAUAAAGAACAUUACAUUUGAUGAUCUAUCAGGAGAAUUAAGGAGUGAAUUUAACCCUGCAAUCAUUCAUUCGUCUAUAAAAUAAAUGCUUAAUAUAUAAGAACCAUAAAUCAAAAAGUAAUCAGAAUCUCUCUAAGUUCAUUAAGUUGCUAGUUUAGGAAAAAUUAAAAAAAAAAAUGAGUUGAGCAAAUAAGAAAUUCUAAAAAGCAUUUAUUAUUUCAAUAAAACGCUUGAAGAAAUUAAUAAUGAAAAAAUAACAGAAAAUAGAAAUAACUAAGUCGCUGUUGCUAAACAAGAAGCUGAAAUAAUUUAAUAAAAGUUAUAAGAUUUAGUAUUAUAAAAUAGAGUUAACAGUAUUGAUAAAAAAGGUAUUUUCUAAGAACUAAAAAAGGGAAUCGUAUAUAACAAUGGGAAUCCUUUUUAUAGGUCAUCAAUUCCUUUAAAUAAUACCAUAUUAAAAAGUGAAAAAAGUAAUGGAUAAUUUGACCUUAUAAUGUUUAAAAACAGAUAUUAGUCUACUUGUAUUGAUAAUAUUUGUGACUAAUUUUAAUAAUUUUGA
Molecule: messenger RNA, 1824 nt
Organism: Tetrahymena thermophila SB210
Lineage: Eukaryota; Ciliophora; Oligohymenophorea; Hymenostomatida; Tetrahymenidae
Exons: 3
Source: RefSeq, a predicted model, not a curated record